Messenger RNA from Frieseomelitta varia, 4503 nucleotides. It is a transcript of the gene Vha100-2, whose product is annotated as V-type proton ATPase 116 kDa subunit a1. The record is from RefSeq and is a predicted model, not a curated record. Gene Ontology annotation, biological process: proton transmembrane transport; vacuolar acidification. Gene Ontology annotation, cellular component: vacuolar proton-transporting V-type ATPase complex; vacuolar proton-transporting V-type ATPase, V0 domain; plasma membrane. The transcript is spliced from 14 exons. Lineage: Eukaryota; Metazoa; Arthropoda; Insecta; Hymenoptera; Apidae. Gene Ontology annotation, molecular function: proton-transporting ATPase activity, rotational mechanism; ATPase binding. The coding region runs from base 325 to 2880 and encodes 851 amino acids.
ACUAAAAUACGUACUUACGUACAUACACAUGUAUAUAUGUCACGACGAUCAGCUGUAGCGAUGUUUACAUUUGUUGGCAUCCUCGACGACGGUGUAUCGCGUGGUGGUGCCGCGGCCACUGGCCAGUUCCUUACGGCCUUUCGAACGGUCGGUAUCGCUUUCGUCGGACGGUUCCUUAAUUCCUAAUCCCCGUUGCUAAUCGUUUCGCGUGUUUACGGUGAAAGUUUCACAGAGAUACAAAGUGUGACGUGGUGAAUGUGUCAAAUGUGUUAUCACUGGUCUAAUAAUCGAAAGAAAUCGGAUAAAACGUAACUCGCAUUCAGGAUGGGGGGGUUGUUCAAGAGCGAGCAAAUGGCCCUCUGCCAGCUGUUCAUUCAGCCAGAGGCAGCCUAUCUUUCCGUUUCCGAACUCGGGGAAACGGGUACGGUCCAGUUUCGUGAUCUCAACGGCGAUUUGAACUACUUUCAACGAAAAUUCGUCAACGAGGUGCGCCGUUGCGAUGAAAUGGAACGAAAACUUCGAUACAUCGAGGCUGAAGUGAAGAAGGACGGAGUGAUGAUCAUUGACGACCUCACGGAACUACCACGGGCACCGAAUCCUCGUAUGAUCAUAGAUCUCGAGGCCCAUCUCGAGGAAACGGAGAACGACAUAUUAGAGCUGAGCCAAAACGCGGUGAACCUGAAGAGUAACUACCUCGAGUUGACGGAAUUACGGCAUGUGCUCGAGAAGACUCAAGUGUUUUUCACGGAGAAGAAUCAAGAUUCGUAUCUUCUUCUAUAUCAACAGGAAGAGGCCAAUGACUCGAUCACCAGGACGCUAAUUAACGAGGAAGCACAGAAUCCAAGCGCGUCAAGUCGGGGACGUCUCGAAUUCGUUGCUGGGGUAAUAAACCGGGAACGAGUACCGUCUUUCGAGAGAAUGCUGUGGCGAAUAUCACGUGGAAACGUAUUUCUACGUCAAGCUGAGCUCGAUAAGCCAUUAGAAGAUCCAGCUACUGGUAAUCAGAUUUUUAAAACGGUGUUCGUCGCGUUUUUCCAAGGGGAGCAGCUGAAGAGCCGUAUCAAGAAGGUUUGCACUGGUUUCCACGCGUCUAUAUACCCGUGUCCGCAUAAUCACGCGGAUCGCGAGGAAAUGGUCAAAGGCGUUCGAACGAGGCUCGAAGAUUUGAACCUGGUUUUAAAUCAAACGCAAGAUCAUCGUCAACGUGUGCUACAUAACGUUGCCAAGGAAUUGCCCAAUUGGAUAAUCAUGGUGCGAAAGAUGAAGGCAAUUUAUCACACGAUGAACCUAUUCAACAUGGACGUGACGAAAAAGUGCCUUAUAGGAGAAUGUUGGGUACCUAUAGCGGAUCUCACCAUUGUCAGAGACUGCCUUAACGAAGGAUCGCGUCUGUGCGGUAGCACGAUACCGUCUUUCCUCAAUGUUAUCCACACAAACGAAAAUCCUCCGACGUUUAACAGGACGAACAAGUUCACCAGGGGGUUCCAAAAUUUGAUCGACGCUUACGGCGUGGCGUCGUACCGUGAAGCUAAUCCAGCCCCAUACACGAUUAUCACUUUCCCAUUCUUGUUUAGCGUCAUGUUUGGCGAUUGUGGACACGGUUUUAUCAUGACCCUGUUCGCUGUAUAUAUGAUCGCGACGGAGAAGAAGCACUUGGCGCGAAAGACGUCGUCCGAAAUUUGGAAUAUGUUCUUCUCCGGCCGUUACAUUAUACUUCUCAUGGGUUUGUUUUCCAUUUACACUGGCAUCAUCUACAAUGACCUGUUCUCAAAGCCAUUAAACAUAUUCGGGUCUAGUUGGAACGUAACGCGCUUUAAGCCAGCCCUAGAGAAUAUCAAAGUAACCGAUUUUACUUUGACGCCGAAUGAGGAUUACGUGCAAACGCCUUAUCCAAUGGGCAUGGAUCCCGGCUGGAUAUUAGCCGAGAACAAGAUAAUAUUCUUGAAUUCGUACAAAAUGAAGCUGUCGAUCAUCUUCGGUGUCGUGCACAUGAUCUUCGGCGUGUGCAUGAGCGUCGUUAACAUUACAAAUUUCAAGAGAUACUCGAGCUUAUUCCUCGAAUUCUUGCCACAGUUACUUUUCCUCGUUUUCUUAUUCUUCUACCUGGUAGUUUUGAUGUUUGUCAAAUGGGUCAUCUAUGACGCUACUUCGGAAGAUGAAAGGUACACCCCCGGGUGUGCACCAUCAGUUUUGAUUACGUUUAUUAACAUGAUACUGGCGGGCGAGGAGCAGCCGACGGAGAGUUGUUCACCCUACAUGUAUCCGGGUCAAUUUAUUCUUCAGAAAAUGCUUUUCGGACUCGCGCUUCUGUGCGUGCCGGUGAUGCUUUUCGGGAAGCCGCUUCUUUUCCUGUUCAGGAAGAAACGACAGGAGAGAAGAAUCGUGGGCAACGGGACACCAUCGCAAGACAUCGAGUUGCAAACCGAGGGUCUACAAAAUAAUACGGCCAUCGACAGUGAAACGACUGACCAUCACGAAGUCGAAACGUUCGGUGAAAUCAUGAUACUUCAGGCCAUUCAUACUAUAGAAUACGUUCUCUCAACAAUAUCACACACUGCCUCUUAUCUACGUCUGUGGGCAUUGUCGUUGGCCCAUGGACAACUAUCCGAAGUAUUGUGGAGCAUGGUGUUAAGGAAGGGUUUCGGCGAUCCUACCGAUUUCUUUUAUCUACGAAGCGUUAUGUUAGUUUGCGUUUUCGCUGCUUGGGCCUUUUUCACCAUUUCCAUCCUCGUGCUGAUGGAAGGGCUCUCAGCUUUCCUUCAUACCCUUCGGCUUCAUUGGGUGGAAUUUAUGAGCAAAUUCUACGACGGCCGGGGCUACCCGUUUCAACCGUUUUAUUUCAAAACUAUCUUAGACGCCGAAGACCCCGAAGAUCAUUAGACCGCCGCUGUGAUUCUCAGCAAUAAUUGUCGUUUAGAUUUCUAUCAGUCGUGUUAAACGGUUAAAGACUUGUUUUCGAAAACAUUUUUGCAAAACCGAUUCAAACCGAUUCAAUCGAAGCGAAAGAAACAGCGAAAUUAUAGUGUACUGCGUGUCCUAGGAAGUUUCUGUAAUAUAUUCUUGUUUCCGGGACAAUUCGCAAGGAUUAAUUGAUCGACCGCGCGACAAAAACGGCGAAAUCGGGUUCUUAACCCCGGAGAUAUUUGUAUCGUUUCCGUUUCAUCAAGUCGAGAAAUUUGACAACAGUAUUGAAGGUGUCUCGUGUCAAUUGCGAGAGUACGACAAGUCUCUUUUGACAUCCUUUUCGGAUAUUAUUGUACAAAGAUAUCUGACGUCCGGCGUGAUUUAUCUUUCAUCAAUUGCUUUCGGAAACUCGACACGUUAAAUAUACGUAUAAAAAGAAGCGACACGCUUGAAACGAAACACGUCAAAUUAUUAUUAUUGCGCGAGCGUUCCGCUAAAACGAAAUGUCAACAAAUAAACGAAGGAACUCCAAUCAUGUCACGACGCAUUAAACAGAAUGCAACGAUUGAACAGAGUGUGUUUUUUAGAAAAUUGCGGAGAAUUAAUUAAACGGCAACGUUUCAGCUGUUUUCUCUUCUCUGAUAAGAGUAACAACAUUUGCAAAUUUUUCAUUGACAACGAAAAUUAUUAUACAGACGGAGUUAAUUUAUCGGUGAUGAGUAAUAGAGUUCGCAAGAAGUAAUUUAUCUUUCUUGUUUCUUAUUUCUGUAAGAAAAUGUGUCGCGCCUUUACCCGGAGAAGAAAGUGAAAAUGUGUUUUUCGAAAGCAACGAAAACUCGGAACAGAGCAAGGGAACAAUGUGAAAUAAAUUAUAAAGAUCAACGAACAUGAUUUGCGUAAUUGGUCGACGAUUGUCUCUGUAAUAUUUUUACAGCAAUAAUACUCGGAAUCGUAUUUUUUUUGAGGAUUGUGUCAGUUCGAGUGCAAUGUAUCUUCUGUUAAAAGAACGAAAAUGUCAGCUAUCUUUAUUACAUUUUUUCUUCGAAUAAUUCCGAAAGAGGAACGAAUUUAUUAUAGUUGGUCUAAUAUAUCAGAAAAAAAAAAAAAAAUGUUGAAGUUCUACUACGAAAAUUGUACAGGAAAAUAUGAACAUAGAAAUAGUAAUUCUUAUAAAUUAGGUAAGACAAUACUCUUAUUCGGAAGGAGAAUUCGUUUUACAUUAACUGAGCGUAUCGUUUGAUCAGUACACGUCUCGUUCAUUCCAUCGUUUAUUGUCAAAGUAUGACACGACGAUAAAAAUAUUGAGUAAUAUAAUGUGACAUCCACCAUAUUAUAUGUGCAUAUUAUUAUACUAGAGAUAUAUAAAAAGUGAAGAAGAAGAAGACGAAGAAGAAGAAAAAGAUGAUUAAAUCUGAGAAGGAUGACGGGAAUGUACAUUCUAUGUUACUAGAGUACAAAUUGUUGAGAGUGAAUUGUGGAAAGUAUUCAUCCUGUUCGACUAAUGAGAAACGGCGUCGUUGAGAGAUGUAUCCAAUAUAGGUAUUAAUAUAAUGUCUAAAAAACAGAGCGAUGCAAAUAUAUAUGAUUAUAUUUUAUCAA